UUCAGUUCUGUGUAUUUCAUCAGCGCGUUAGGACCGCCGGAGAACCCAAGACUGCCCGACCAUGAAGCUCCUCGGUGUGAUAGUCCUCUGCAGCUACCUUUUGGCCGUUGCCAGUGGCUUGAGCUUCACGGUGACGUCGCGGAUCUACAUGGAUGUGAAGCACAACAAGAAGCCGGUGGGCAGGAUCACCUUCGGCCUGUUCGGGAAGCUGGCUCCCAAGACGGUGGCCAACUUCCGGCACAUUUGCCUGCGCGGCAUCAACGGGACCAGCUACGUGGGAUCGCGUUUCCAUCGCGUGGUGGACCGCUUCCUCGUCCAAGGCGGCGACAUCCUCAAUGGCGAUGGAACCGGCUCCAUUAGCAUCUACGGAGACUACUUCCCGGACGAGAACAAGGCCUUGGAAGUGGAGCACAACAGACCGGGCUACUUGGGCAUGGCCAAUCGCGGUCCGGAUACCAACGGCUGCCAGUUCUAUGUGACAACCGUGGGCGCCAAGUGGCUGGAUGGGAAGCACACCGUGUUUGGCAAGGUGCUGGAGGGAAUGGAAACCAUCUACGCUAUCGAGGACGUGAAAACGGACACGGAUGACUUCCCCCUGGAGCCAGUGGUGAUCUCGAACUGCGGCGAAAUCCCCACGGAGCAGUUCGAAUUCUACCCGGACGACUUCAACAUCCUCGGCUGGAUCAAGGCGGCUGGCCUGCCCGUGACCAGCUCCUUCUGCGUGCUGCUCAUCUUCCACUACUUUUUCCGCCAGCUCAAUAUGUAUUGCUGAGGGCGUUCGCUUUUACCCAAAGUAUAAGCUUUAUUACUGCACAUAAGACUAAGAGCCCACCCAUCCACUCACUCCAAACGCAAAACCCACAAUAAAUGCAUAUAAAAUUUCAA
Messenger RNA from Drosophila biarmipes, 885 nucleotides. RefSeq names its product peptidyl-prolyl cis-trans isomerase, rhodopsin-specific isozyme (gene ninaA). Gene Ontology annotation, cellular component: intracellular membrane-bounded organelle. NCBI's taxonomy places the organism in Eukaryota, Metazoa, Arthropoda, Insecta, Diptera, Drosophilidae. Gene Ontology annotation, molecular function: peptidyl-prolyl cis-trans isomerase activity. Gene Ontology annotation, biological process: protein folding; protein peptidyl-prolyl isomerization. The record is from RefSeq and is a predicted model, not a curated record. Bases 62 to 772 code for a protein of 236 amino acids. The transcript is spliced from 2 exons.